AUGGACAUCGGUUUGAACAUGUCAAUUUCGACCAAUUCGAUCGACGUGGCGGACAUCGCCGCGAGGGCAGAACAUGCCGGGUUCGAGUCCAUAUGGUUGCCCGAGCACCCGGUAAUGCCCGUAAACCCGGUGUCCAAAUACCCGGGGUCACCGGACGGAUCCAUCCCUCCUUCUAUGGCCGACAUGGGCGAUCCAUACAUCGGGCUGGCCAGGGCAUCGGCGGUAACGACCCGGAUCAAACUGGGUACAGGGAUAACUUUGAUUCCAGAGCGCAACCCGUUGGUUCUGGCCGGUGCAAUAUCUACGCUGGACAGAUUUUCAGGGGGACGUUUCAUCCUGGGGAUCGGAACGGGAUGGCUGCGGGAGGAAACCGAAAUCAUGGGUGGCGACUUCGAUCACCGAUGGACACAAGCCCGCGAAGCCAUCGAGGUGAUGCGCGCGCUUUGGACACAGGACUCCGCCGAAUACCACGGGCAGCACUACGAUUUCCCGCCGGUCCAGUGCAACCCGAAACCCGCCCAGGAAGGCGGCCCGCCGGUGCUUUUGGGAGGGAACGCACGGAACGUGUUUCGCCGGGUCGCCCGAUGGGGAGACGGGUGGAUGCCUACGGCGGCCAGUCCCGAUCAAAUUGCCGCAGGAAAGGCUGCCAUCGAAGAACUUGCCGAAGCGUCGGGCAGAGAUCCGUCUGGCAUCGACAUCACAGUCUUUGGGCAGGCGGCUGACCGAGACAUGAUUUCCCGGUUUGAAGCCGCAGGCGCAAACCGCGUGAUCAUACGGAUCGGCGACACGACGGACGCGAGCGCGCUGGACGAAAUUGACAGGAUCGCGGAGGCGGUAAUGUAG
Geodia barretti is the source of this 843-nucleotide messenger RNA. The record is from the annotation of a GenBank genome assembly. NCBI's taxonomy places the organism in Eukaryota, Metazoa, Porifera, Demospongiae, Tetractinellida, Geodiidae.